UUCGAGAUUGUCGGUCGCAAUCGUCUAGUCGCUCCUGAAAGCUGGCACGCGCCUAGGUCGUUGGCUUGGCCUAUUACUUCCCAUUAUUACUACUACAGUGUGGAGUAAGCCCCGGGGGUUGCCGGAGCUGUACCAACACAUCGGCAGCACCAGUCUGGUCAUUUGUGGGGAAGGGAACCCUGGUGAAUGUGAAUGGUGGCUGGCUGAGUGCUUGACAGUGAGAAGCUCGAAGUCAGGAAGGCUAGAUCUUUGAAAGGAAGAAGCAUCAAACUAAGUGAUAUAGAGUCUAGCGCACGGUUCACCUCGGCCUCGUCGGGAGUGGUCAGAAAUAGGCCACUGUCGAGUGCUAAUUUUUUUUUAUUUUAAUCUAGAGUAUCCUGUAGAGUUAAAAGGUAUCUACCAUUUCAAUCGUACAUGUGGUGUGCAAACGGAAGUACUUCCGGUGAUUGGGAAACUGGGUUACAUAAUCAAUCUCUGUGCUUGCUUGUCCAGUAUCUGGGGAGUCUGCUCGAGUGGGAGAAUAAGCACUAUUGAAGAAAGCGAACAUUAGUCGGUUGAAGAUUUUACUGUUGGAAUUUAGUCUUGUUUUGACGGUGUGUAUGAGACAAAGAAUGCUCGAAACAGGCUUUCGCACAGAAGCAUAAAACAAGGUGAAACUUUCGUAGGCAGGCAAUAAAAUAACGCUCGGGAAUAAACCCCGUGUUGAUGUGUAAGUGCCAUUGAAAGGAAAACCGCAUCGGUCUGGGAUAACAUAAAAAGAAAAAAUAAUCAAUAUAACUGUUUGAAAAUUUCCCUCUCAGUGACAGCGACAGAGAAGUGAGAGUGUGUUUCUUAGAUAAUUUACUAUUUGUGGGGGACUCAGCUGUGAGACUGGUUGCUUUAGUAGGUAGAUCAUUCUGAAGACAUUCUAGGAACGAGCCCUUCGUGUGUAGAAGGGUGCCAAUACGAAACGACGAACACACAGAGAUAUUUUUUCUCGGAUUGAAUGUCGUUUUAUUUGCCUGCUCACUGUGCAUCAUCGGUUUCCCAAAUGAUUACUCUCAAUGCUAUCAUGACGGCAACAUUUGUGUGUCUGAGGAAAUGAAAUGAAAGAAACAAAACUAGCAUGGUGAAUUUACAAAAUGUGAAUCAAUGACCUGCAAGAACCGUUGAACCAGAAGUGGCAAACGAUGCGAGAAUGACAGUUACAGUGAUGUGUGUAGCUCAAUUGUAGAAGCCUGGAGAUCAUUUUCAUCGGCACAAUCAACAACUGCCUCUAGUCAAUCGCUGCUGAACGGCACAAAUGUUUGAACUCAGCUCCAUUCCCAGACAAUUUAUAAGUCCUUACUGGUAUACGAGGCCACGUCUCAGAGGUUGACAGUCUCAGAAAAUGGUUUUUCCAUUAAGUGCACAUACCAGAGAGAAGAAUGUGAUCGUCGGAAGUGAAUAAAAAAAGGAACAUCCCUUCAGGCCCGAGCUCCGUACUGUGAAGAGUGUGCAUGUUUUUCCACGUUUGAAAGUACUCCUUAUCGUCAUUCUGCCAGAAGGUCUAUUCAGCGAGAAAAAAUCCUACCGCAGCGGUGUUGAACGGAACCGACCGAAGCUAGCAGUCCUGAAAGAUUAGAAAAAUAUAACUAAGCAAAUCAAACACCAUGGAUGGAAGCAACGCGGCGACAGCGGAAUCCAACCCGGCCGGUACCAAUCUACCGACCUCGGGCGUACUGUUGCCUGAUGAUGUGCUCGAGAAGUUGUACCAAAGCUACGCGCUCAAACAGAAACGUGUCGCCUUCGGAUGCUAUCUGGCCGCCUCGAUACUAUUUGAUUUAUGGGCAAUCCUGGUACCACAGGGCCAAGGUUGGGACAGCAUCGUGGUGACCAGCAUAUUUCUGCUGAUUAAUAUCAUCCUGGCUGCAAUUCUGAGCUUCUGCGGCAAAGGUCGCUUUCGUGGUUUUAUCUGGGAGGUGGCACCCCAUGCUGCAUGGCUGCUAGCAAUGAAGCAACUCUUCCUGCAACUGUUCCUGAAAGGAUCCGUCACACCCAGAGAUUCACUCGGCUGGGCGAUACUGUUAAAUUUUUUAGUGUACGUCACACUCCCUGUGCUACUGAAAUACACCGGCAUUCUGCUAGGAUUGGGGUCGUUCGCAACCUACAUAAACGCUAUCAUCGGGCUAGCCAAGAAGGAAAACUUUUUUUGGGAACAGCAAAUCGCCAACAUUCUACUACUGAUUGCGGCAACGACUAUUGGAUUAUUAUUUUAUUUUCUGGCUGAAGCGAAACAACGACGAGCUUUUCUCGAAGCAAAACAAGGCCUAGAAGUGAAGAUGUUGAUCGAGGAGCAGUCGGCCGAGCAGGAACGUCUACUUCUAUCUGUGCUUCCGGAACACGUCGCCGUCAAAAUGCGACAAGAUCUGGGAUCAACAAAUUCGGAACAGUUCAAGAAAAUCUACAUGAGCCGUCACGAAAAUGUCAGUAUUCUGUAUGCGGACAUUGUCGGUUUCACGGCUAUCUCAUCCACCUACUCUGCCCAGGAUUUGGUAAAAAUUUUGAAUGAACUUUUUGCGCGCUUCGAUCGCCUAGCGGAGAAAUACCAACAAUUGAGGAUAAAAAUCCUAGGCGACUGUUACUACUGUAUCAGUGGCGCCCCCGUGGAGCGACCGGAUCACGCCGUUCUUUGCGUCCACAUGGGUCUGUCCAUGGUGAAAGCCAUCAAAUACGUGCAACAGAAAACCAACUCUCCGGUCGAUAUGCGGGUGGGCAUCCACACGGGAGCCGUCCUGGCGGGGAUCCUCGGUCAGCGUCAGUGGCAGUUUGAUGUGUACUCGAAGGACGUCGAACUGGCCAACAAGAUGGAAUCGAGCGGGAAGGCUGGCCGAGUUCACUUGUCAGAGAAAACGUUCAGUUUCCUAAACGGAGAGUUCGAAGUGGAACCAGCCUACGGAGAGAAACGCGAAGAGGCACUGCGGAUAGCAGGUCUCAAAACCUAUUUUAUCACUAAAGUAGUGAAACCGUUCUGUCCCUCCGAGCACCGCAUGAAUGGAUCGGCCGACCCCAAAGACGUCGUCAUCGAAGCCGAUGGUCCUUCGGAAAUAUUUCAUGAUGAGGAAGAAGCUAAGACCGCGGCCAGUGCAGAAUCCUGUGCCACGCUAGAUGAUAAGUCAUCGGAUGAUUGUGCCGCCGAAGACUACAAGGUUCGCCUGCGAAAGGAACUUGUAAGCCGUGAUGGUCAUCAAGAGAUCUAUAAGGAUAUAAACUGGUUGCUCCGGUUCAAGGACGGUGAAAUUGAACGGGCCUACGCAAAAUAUCGUCAGCCUCACAGUUCCGUUCCUCUACUGGCUGCCCUAAUUGUACAGUUCGUUGGAAUUCUGUUUUCCACGUUGGUUCUUCCACGGACAUCGCUCCAUUUUGAAAUCGUUGUUCCACCUCUAGUAAUUAUUGCUUUUUUGGUCUUCAUCUCGGUGGCGGAAUGUUUUCCAGGGAUUCUGCCGGCGUUCAUCACGUUGAAUAGUAAACGUUUCAACGACUGUUUUGGCCUACGCAAUUCAACGGCAAUCAUAAUCGUGCUACUCAUAGGAAUAUCAAAUGCUGGCGAUAUGCUGGCAGCUUCCGAUCGAACUGCACUGCAUCUCAACGUCUCAAACGUAUCGUUCCUGUCCACUGAAAUGCACCCGUCGUCCAUCUGUUUGUACCCGUCAUACUUCAGUAAUUUUACCGUGCUCAUUCUGAUUGCCAUUUCCAUCAUCACACAGCUGUCACAUCUGAGCAAAAUCGCUCUAAUGGUUAUAGUUGCCGCGACCCAUUGCUACAUCAAUGUUUUCCAUUUGGAUGAAGCAUUCCGGAACGAGGAUUUCGAGAUUUCGAAUGUGUUCCCUCUGCGAUAUACACUGUCUGCUCUGUUGAUUGCGGUGACGAUUGCUCUAUCCCUUCUGGCACGGCAUAUCGACAAGGUUGACCGGGUAAUCUUCAUGUGGAAAACCGAAGUCAGCGACCAGAAAGAACGAGCCAGUGACAUGCGACGUCGAAAUGAAGCUUUGGUGUACAAUGUGCUACCACGGCACGUAGCCGAGCACUUUAUGGGAAACCGGAAGCGAUCCCACGAUGAACUAUACUCACAAAGUUAUGCCGAAGUGGGUGUUCUGUUCGCCAGCAUGCCAAACUUUUCCGACUUCUACUCGGAGGAAACAGUCAACAAUCAGGGGUUGGAGUGUUUGCGGUUCUUGAACGAGGUGAUAUCGGACUUUGAUGCGCUUCUGGAGCUUCCACAAUUUCAAGACAUAAUUAAAAUCAAGACAAUCGGCUCAACUUAUAUGGCAGCUAGUGGAUUAAACCCAUCACGAAUUGUCAAACCGGAGGACUCGAUAUCAGUACGUUGGGCUCAUCUUUCUCUGCUGGUGGAAUUCGCUCUGGAGCUGAAAAAAGCCCUACAGGGUAUCAACGAACAAUCAUUCAACCACUUCGUACUGAAAAUGGGUGUCAAUCAUGGUCCUAUCACUGCUGGUGUCAUUGGAGCACGAAAACCGCAUUAUGACAUAUGGGGAAACACGGUUAAUGUGGCAUCCCGAAUGGAAAGCACUGGAAAAGCUGGAGCCAUUCAGGUAACUGAGGAAACCUGCCAAAUCCUUCAAACUUUUGGUUAUACCUUCGAGCAGCGAGGUUUGGUAGCAGUGAAAGGAAAAGGUCAGCUCAUGACAUACUACUUACAAGGUCGGAUCCCCAAGAACGCCUCCCCGAUUAUGCCCGUAACUACAAUGGAAACGGUACAUGAAGUUGAAGAACCAAAAGAAUCACCUUCAGCACCGCAAACCGAAUCACCGGCCCACCAAAUCGUGUCCGCUUCUUCCAGCACCACCAGUCCAAGCAGUGUACGCCUGAAUCAGGAAUAUGUGGAAAUGAAAGUGAGCAGUACAUCGAAUAUGGUAACACUCAACGAAAAUAACCACCAGCAGGAGCAUCUGCAGCUAACCACCAGUGGUAGUACCACCGUAAUUAGGAACGAAUCUAGCAGCGAAGGGGACAGCAAAGCGCUGCUUAAUAAGGAAAGCGAAGAUGUGGACGCUAAAACGCCUCUUCUCAUCGAUAAAAACAGCACAAACGCCAAUCAUUUUAGCGAUAGCGAGAAGGAUGCACUACUAGAGAACACUGGUAAUUAGUGGGUCUGUUAUAUAUAGGUAGCAUAAAGUUGCAUCGAAAGCGUACACUGGGUUGGAAAUUGUUUCUUCUUACGUUGACUGUUGAAAAAUUCGCGUUUUCUAUACUCUUAUUAUCAUUAACAUCAUCUUCAUACUAGGAAGAAAAAACCAUAAAUUAGUUCCUUCAUUUUUCAUGUUUCAUUCUUUGACUGUGAUAAAUAAUGUUCUUCUGACACAAUGCUACAUUCCAACCUAGUGCCCUGAAUGAAGAUUAGUAGCACUCAGAAAAUUAGCUUUAUAGUUUAUAUAUACUAAAAACAAUAACAUAAACAAUACAUGUGCUAGUGCAGGAUGUGAAUAGAAUAGUAAGAUAUGCGAGCUACGGAGACGCAAUUUAAAACCCCCAAAGAAUAGAAUCAUAGUCUACUUGUGAGAAUGAGCGACUUGAGCUAGCAACAUCGAUCGAAGAAACAAGUUUGUUUAGACAUUAGGCUAGCCAGUUUCGCGAAUCUUGAAUGGAUUUGUAGACGUGCGAUUAUUACUUUUUAUAGUUUCUAAAAUAUGAGAAUGUUACUAAAGACUGCCGUAAAUUAAGUUAAAUUUUACAAAAAAAAAUCACAACUUUCUUCCUAUAACACUACGACAGAGCGGCUACGAAAAAUAACCAUACAAUCAUUUUAUAUUCGAUCUUUUAAAAAAGUGAACGUCUAAACAUAAAUGAAAACAUUCCACCGAGCAACAAAAAACACCUGCAAAAAUAUGUUAUCGCAUCGUUUAUAAAGUUUCUCCAACAGACAAUGUAUAGUAGAAAGAAAAUAAUUUAUGAAACCUUGUUCGCAAAAUACAUAUGUCAUUUACAAAAACAAAAAAAAAAGGCCAGUACAAGUUUAUUGAAUUUGACAUAUCGAACAAAAGUCAGAAAAUAAUUGAUUGACAAAUCAUUACAGAGCAAUGCGCCUAGUGGCUAGUAUAAUAGAGUUUAAAAAAAUAUAGCACAGCUUGCCAUCAACAUGCAUUUUAAGUUUUUGUCCAACUGUAGCUAUUAAUAUGAAUCGUUUCUAUUAUAAAGUCGUUAUCUAUAUUCUGUUAAUCCCCUCUUUAUGCAGUUUCACAAACAAUUAGUUCAUAUCGUCAGACUCUCAGUACAAAUCGUUUAUUGUUUGAAUCGAGAAGAUAACGAAUAGAACCUUUUCUAUGGAAAGAUGGAUUUAUCUAACGCUGUUGAAGAAAAUAGAGCAAAUGGAAACAAAUAAUAAAGUUAGCAAACAAUCUGUGGUGAACUAUUAGAAGAAAAAAUAAACGGAUGAAAAUAGCUGCUCCAAAACAUUGUUUUGGCAUAGAAUACGUGCUAAAAUGUAACAGUUAAUCUCCGAAAACAAACAGCAAUCAGAAAA
Malaya genurostris is the source of this 6499-nucleotide messenger RNA. It is a transcript of the gene Ac3, whose product is annotated as adenylate cyclase type 3. The transcript is spliced from 21 exons. Lineage: Eukaryota; Metazoa; Arthropoda; Insecta; Diptera; Culicidae. Gene Ontology annotation, molecular function: adenylate cyclase activity. The record is from RefSeq and is a predicted model, not a curated record. The coding region runs from base 1632 to 5126 and encodes 1164 amino acids. Gene Ontology annotation, biological process: adenylate cyclase-activating G protein-coupled receptor signaling pathway; intracellular signal transduction; cAMP biosynthetic process. Gene Ontology annotation, cellular component: plasma membrane.